AUGAUAACGAUAGCUCCAUUGGACGGAUUCAAAGGAGGAGGAGGAAGAUAUUAUACAGAAGUCACACUUUCAUCUCAUCCUCACAUCGAAGCUUCUGUUAUGCGUGCUAUCACGGAUAUAGUGGUCGAAUGGAGGCGAAACGUGCUGGGAAGUCGAUGUCCACCUCUUGAUUCGAGUUCUGUUGCUGUACGAAAUCUUGUAACGAUCUUCGAUUUUUUCCUCUCUUAUGGAUUUAACAGUGGCAACCGACUAUACUGGUUAUUUGUGAAAGAGUUCAUGUCACGUAACGAAACUGAGUAUCUGAAACGGGAAUGGCGUGUCACUUCAGCGCGACAACUAUCAGUUGCAUGGCUCAAGGAUGUUCUCAAUAAACAGACAUUGCUAUACCUUUUUCAGUCUUUUCAACAAGAUUUAGAAACUGUUCGAAAGUUCUACCACAGGGAAGCUGUGAUGGCAAAUCAACCUCUACUUUCCCGCAUUGUACAGAAAAUGAUGGAUUUUUCUGAAGUUCAAUUCAAAUUUUUGAAACCUUUUGAAAAACAUAACGACAUUCCAAUAGCAGUAAUGCGUCUGUCAUUUGGUGAUCAGCGACCGUCAACGUCAAAUGAUAGUUUGGCUGUUUUAUCCAAGCAUUCACAUGAAGAACAAAGCCAUUCAGUAAUUCACCAAGGAUCUCGAGCAGAAUUUUCAACACAUUCUCAGGAUGUCUCGUCAUUAUUGCUUGAUAUACCAUUACCAGAAGAUUUCGUGGAAACUCAUACUACGACAUUUGAUGAAGAUAUCGCUAUACUAGAAAACGACCCUGAUAAAAUUUUUGGUGAAUUGUUGAAACGUAGAAAAAGUGAAUCAUCAGAUGUUAUCCAUGGUUGUAUUCCAAAAGAAGAUGGACUGAAGAACGCUGUGGAUGAAGAAGGACAUGUUAGUUAUGAACAGAGAAAAUCUGAGGUCACUAAUGCUGCUAUUUCGGUGGACCCUUUCGAUAUAGCUCUGAAAACAAGUUUGUCAAAGGCAAAAUUGUCUGCAGAGGAUGUUUACUAUAAUGAAUAUGAACACAGGGUAUCACCGAUAACAACCUCAGUCGACCUUACGUAUGGCGAAAUAAGGUUGGAUAUGGGUGAAAUGAUUGGCCUUAGCAUAAAUGUUUUCAAACACGAUGCCGAAAGAUUUAUGCGCCUGUUUCAGGUGUAUUCACAUUUCGGCACGGGGGAAAUUGAAAGACGAUUAUUUGCUCUCUCUAAUCAAGCGGCUUAUUUGUUAUCUGCAGAAAGUUUUGUAAUAUCCAAAAAGUCAUAUGUUACACGUGCAUACCUGCCACUCAGAUAUAUCAGCAGUAUUCAUGUUUUUCCAGACUUUCAAGUGAUAUAUCUGCAUGCUGAAAAAAAUUAUAAUGUAUGUGAGAGUGAAACUGAUAAGUUCUUGUCAGUUAUGGAAAUAUGCGCAGCAUGUAAACAACUUGGUAUCACCAUUUUGGAUGCUCUGAAAUAUGCAUAUGAAAAUUAUAUGUCAAAUUUCCAAUCCGAAAAAAUCAAAUUGAACGUACACAUUGAUCGCACUCCACAGCAUCUUGUUAAUUUCAUGUCCAAGGAAUUGCAUAAGGAUGACCCUGUACUUUAUGGAUAUUAUCUUGCACAAUGGAGACAAACGAAAUUACAUAGUAUGAGUGGAGAAGGUUAUCAACACAGUGGUUUUUUGUAUUAUAAAGAAGUUUCGAGUGGUGUUUCGUGGCUGCUUGGUUCAGCCGAUUUUCAACAGAGCUACUUUCACUUGCAAAAUAAAAAACUUUACCGGUUUUCUGAUUCUACAUGCAAAUUUGGUGAACGCGUUAUACAUGUCAGAGAUUCAGUUACCGAUGUAAUAGAACUCAAAGGUGAUGAUCGUUCACCACAUAUGUUCGAAAUUGUUCUAAAAAACAGCAGAAUUCAGUUCAUAUGUCAAAGCGCUGCUGACAUGCACAAAUGGGUUUCGCUAAUAACUCUUGCAAUCACAUCCAUGGACAUGGGUGAUGAGCCAGCAGCCUGCGUAGUGUGCUUGUGUGAAAAAAGUAUUUUAAUAGCCCAAGAGGGGUUGAACUGUGCAGCUGAUGGAUUUGUGAGAUUGCUGACGCGCAUUGACAUCGCACAUAUGUCCCAGGCUACGGGAGUAUUUGCUGCGGAGCGCUCGGCAUGUGUAAUCAAAAAUGAAGAAAAGUUUGAGUGGUUAUUCAUGAGAUCACCAAGCGAAGUUGAUCGCCUAUUGAGGCAGCUAAACCAGUUUGGGGUAAGGCAAAUUAAUACAGAAGAAGGUGGUUCGUCCCGACUGUCUGCAAUUCUAAAUUCGAUGUCACGUCUUAAUGAUGCUUUCCAAUUUGACGAUACCCUAUCGGACGAUGCAUUUGAUACAUCGCUCAAAUUCGAUAAUGUAUAA
Messenger RNA from Cercopithifilaria johnstoni, 2403 nucleotides. NCBI's taxonomy places the organism in Eukaryota, Metazoa, Nematoda, Chromadorea, Rhabditida, Onchocercidae. The record is from the annotation of a GenBank genome assembly.